AUGCAGUUUGUCGGCCGCGGUGCCCAGCUCAUUGCACCCAACCAGGGCUGCGCGGUUCACAUCAUCAUGGAAAGAUCCACUGCAAAGACGAUGGAUUGUUAUGUCGAGGUCCAGACUAGAGAGAAUGCUCAUGAGACUGUCACUCGCAUCAAUAGUAUCUAUGAAACUGGCCGUGCUCCUCGUAUGGGAAGUCGCCAUGUUGCGGUGGAAGUGAGCUCCCAAGAUGCUCUUUUGCGUGAUCUGUUUCCUCGUGCAAAGUGCAUUAUCUGGAAUGAUGGCAUCCCAACCGAGCUGCGUAACAUGGACAGAUUCUCUACUGGGUUCUGUGGCUUCUUCACCAGUGAGGAGAUUGUUGGGGCCAUUCGCCAUGCGGAGAUUCCUCAUCGUUCACCUUUUGGAGCCAAAUGUCCCCAACGGACUUACGAAUCAACGAUUAGCACUCUCUACAAGUUCCCGUGGUAUGCGACCAGGCUGUACAGCGUACAUGAGCGCAACGAGUUGUUUACUUUGACCAAUCGCCAUAUGGUCUCUCUUGUAUCCCGCAUCAAAAGGAUAAACACCAUGGGACUUGACGAAAGAUUGAUCCGUGAUCUUUUGUUCGCUGGGCUUAACUGCCCGGCUUUCAACGAUCGCCAGAAAUACACGCUUUGCAUCAAUGCACAGGACAUAGGAGACUCUGUCAAAUUCCCUGAUAUAUCUAGAUGGUUUCCUUUCGACACCUUGGCUAAAAAGCCUACCAAGGACGAAAACUGCCUCAUGUACUACGCCAAAUUGAUAUCCCAGGGCACCACAGACGGCCUCGAAAUCAUGGGUCUGGUCAAUACAUUCCCCAUGCAUAACUACCACCUCGAUUCUCCCUACGGACGCGUGUGGUUCGAGUGGCCCGAAGCCGUAGCCAAGGAGACCACAUGGGAAGACGCAUCGAGGCACGAGAUGGACCUCCUUUGCAACCUCAUAGUGAGCGGCUUGUUGAACGACCGAGACAAAACGCCCGUCCCGCGUUUCCAGAAUCUCGCCAUUGGACCCCCGUCUGCGAGAAGUAACACCCAGGGCAGAGGCGUCAGCGCCCACAUGCAGUUUUUCCCAGCCUCGAAUCCCGAAUCGUCUGCUAUGGCUUCGCGCCGCGGGGCCGACAUGCUGGCUGUUGGUAGUUCCCAUGUUCGCCAUGCUACGGACACAACCUGGAAUCAUAAGCUGCUUCUACCUGCUACCAGCAUUACGGGGGGACCUCCUGGUCAUCGCAUUACUCGGUCCACUCCUGCUUGUAUCCUGUCGUCCGAGACCCCUUUGAAUGACGAAUACUGA
Molecule: messenger RNA, 1305 nt
Organism: Aspergillus candidus
Lineage: Eukaryota; Fungi; Ascomycota; Eurotiomycetes; Eurotiales; Aspergillaceae
Exons: 4
Coding region: 1-1305 (434 amino acids)
Source: RefSeq, a predicted model, not a curated record